This is a messenger RNA of Ooceraea biroi (clonal raider ant), 2098 nucleotides long. Its product is annotated as U2 small nuclear ribonucleoprotein auxiliary factor 35 kDa subunit-related protein 2. Lineage: Eukaryota; Metazoa; Arthropoda; Insecta; Hymenoptera; Formicidae. Gene Ontology annotation, molecular function: metal ion binding; RNA binding. Gene Ontology annotation, biological process: mRNA splicing, via spliceosome. The record is from RefSeq and is a predicted model, not a curated record. Gene Ontology annotation, cellular component: U2AF complex.
AAAUUUUGUUAUGCAAUAAUCGACGAUUUUGUGUAACAUAUGAUACGUCACGCUUUAAUCAGACUUAAAAAAUAGAAAAAUAACUUGCAAAAGAAUUCUGUGUAUCGACGACUACCAGCGUCUUCGAUGUUGCCUGGAAAUCAAUAUGGCGUCGGAGAUGUGUACACACCGGCGUCGUUGGUCGGCCGCAUGCCUGUUUCGAUCGUGAUUAUCUUCCGGUAUUUCGUGCGUCGUUCAGUGUACUUGCCAGUGUUCCGGAUGGAAAAGACUCGCUCGACGAGGCUCCGCCACAGGCAAUGGCGUCGCAUCGCGAAAAGGGAACGUCGCAGACGUCUGCGGCGGAAAGCCGCACAGAAGCGUGAUACUGAGGAAGACCAGCUGAGGGCAGCACUCGAGCGCGACGCGGACUAUUUGAAUUGGCGCGUGGAGCAGGAGAAACUGGAAGAGGAAAGGGAAGCGCGAGAACAGGAAGAACUCGCGAAACAAGAGAGACUUUGGCUGAAAGAAGAAGUGAGAGCGCAGAAGGAAUGGCAAGUUCUUCAGGAACAGAGAGCAAAGGAGGAGCAGGAAAGACUCGAGCAGCAGAUGAAGAAUCUCGAAGAAUUCAAGGCUAGGCAAGAAGCGUUUCAGAAGAAGAAGGAAGAGGAGAAACAGAAACGCGAGGAACAAUUUAGAAAGCAGGAGCAGUUGCAGAAGGAAAUUGACGAUUACAUCGAUAAUGGUGUGCAGACACCUGAACCUCUGCGAGAAGUCGUCGAUAGCCAACCUAGCAAAGAUCUUUGUCCAUUCUUUACGAAAACAGGUGCUUGCCGGUACGGAGAUGCGUGCUCGAAGAAUCAUCGCAGGGUUCUGCUGAGCAAGGUGAUCAUGGUGCCCGGAUUUUACUCACACUUCUCCCUCGAGAAAAACUCGGCGGAAUAUGACACGGACGUGGCCCUCGAGUUUGAAAGUUCGGAGACGCGACAUCACUUCCGCGAGUUCUACGAGGACGCGAUAAGCGAACUGGAGUCAUUCGGCAGGAUCAAGACGCUGAGAUGUUGUUGCAACAUCGAGGUCCAUUUGCGCGGUAAUAUGUACGUGGAGUAUUAUACGGAGAGGGAAGCAGCUAGAGCUUGGAGAAACUUAAAGGGACGCUGGUACGCUGGCAAACAACUCAACUGCGAGUUCGCUAAUUUAACUUCGUGGAGGAGCGCCGUCUGCGGGAUGGCCAAGUGUCCAAAGGGUAGCAGAGCUUGCAACUUUCUUCACACGUUGAGAAAUCCGCACGAUAAGUACAGUAUAAAAAGUCCACCCCGAAGAUUGAAGAACACUCCUCAGGACGCGAACACCAGCAAGAGAAGUGAACACAGAAGUAAAUCCAAAUGGGAAGAAUCCGUUCGAGAUGAGGAUGACAAAGAUCGCAAUUGGAGGUGGUCCGAGUCUCCCGAGAUCGAGCUGGAUUGUCGUUCAAAAGCCUCGAAGAAGAAACGUUGCCGUUCCACGGAAAGAGAACGAUCGCAGAGAUCCUCGCGCGAUAAAAGAGAACAGAGUGAAAGAUCCAGUGCGAGGAGUUUUCGGAGCAUGGCAUCGUCCGAGAAACAUCGAUCGAGUCGCAAGAAGGCUCACAACACUGAAGAUCAGAAUGAGGAGGUUGUAUCGGACAGUCGUUCCUCUAAGAGACGUAAAGAGGAAUCGAAAAGAAAACGCGUCAGCGAAAAUGGCCAUAAAGAACAUAGAAGAAAGCAUUAAGAAUAACAAAAGAAUAGAAAUAAAUAAAUAUAAAUGUCUGCGAGGACGUGAAUUUCCGAAGAAGUUCCAAAGAUCGCAUAGGCUGUGUGAAGACGAAGUAAAAGGUAGAAUUAUUAAUAUUUUUAAUGCUUUUGUUAAGAUGACAGAACUUGAAUUUGACAAUUGAAUAAGUUAACAUAAUAUUUUGCGUCCGCAUUUUAUCAUUUCCCUCAUCAAAUCCUUCUGUAACGAUCUGUUUCUGUAAUUCAGUACAGUAAUUUCAGCUACGAUUAGUUAAACCAUUAAAAUAAGAUAAGAUUUGCACAAAUACACAAUACAUACAAUAAUACAUUUGUACAAAUAAUUGGGAAAUAAAAUGACCGUAUUGUUA